CAUCGAAGAAAGCAAGCGAACUAGCUUAGUGAGCUAAAUACAACUAUCGAAAGUUUAUCUAUAUAACAUUUCUUUCUAAAACAUUAUAUUCAAAAACUUCUCAUGUAAAAUGAGUCGUAAGCAAACGCCGAGUGAUUUCCUUAAGCAGAUCAUCGGUCGCCCUGUUGUGGUGAAAUUGAACAGUGGUGCAGACUACCGAGGUGUAUUGGCCUGUUUGGAUAGUUAUAUGAACAUUGCUUUAGAGCAAACUGAGGAAUACGUGAAUGGACAGUUGAAAAACAAGUAUGGUGACGCCUUUAUUCGGGGAAAUAAUGUAUUGUACAUCAGCACACAGAAGUCAAGGAGAUAAGAUGUAAUUUGUAAGGAAAGUCAAGUUGAGUGCUGUGAAAAAUAUAUCUUAUAGAUUUAAAACCAUAAAGUCAUGGGUUCCUGUAAAUAUCAUUAAACUUUUCUUAACAGACACAUGUUUGAUAAAACAUGAGAAAGGUAGUUAUGAGAUACAGGUCAGAAUUACAUACAAAAUUUGCCAA
This is a messenger RNA of Xenia sp. Carnegie-2017, 530 nucleotides long. RefSeq names its product U6 snRNA-associated Sm-like protein LSm6. NCBI's taxonomy places the organism in Eukaryota, Metazoa, Cnidaria, Anthozoa, Malacalcyonacea, Xeniidae. Gene Ontology annotation, molecular function: RNA binding. Gene Ontology annotation, cellular component: P-body; nucleolus; sno(s)RNA-containing ribonucleoprotein complex. The transcript is spliced from 4 exons. Gene Ontology annotation, biological process: maturation of SSU-rRNA; mRNA splicing, via spliceosome. The record is from RefSeq and is a predicted model, not a curated record. The coding region runs from base 110 to 349 and encodes 79 amino acids.